UAAGUGUGUGUGUGUGUGAGUGUGUGUGUAAAUGGCUCCUCCUGCCACUGAAAAUCGAAAUCGGAGCUCUCGGACCGGAGCGCCUGGACAGUAAAACCUCUUCUCCGGAGCCCAGACCAAGCAGAUUCUCAGUGCAAUGCACUUUAGGCUUUUAUUUACAUUUCCCGAGCUCAGCACAGUGUAAGGAUACAGAGGAAAGGGCUGCAGCGGUGUGUGUUUUAACCAGAAACCCGUCAAAUGAACUCCGUCAGAGCGACUAACCGCAGACCCCGGCGAGUGUCGAGGCCGCGCCCGGUACCGCCGGACAGAAACAACGCAGAAAGGGAUGAGGCAGAUCCUGCCGAGAUGGUUGCAGAAGAAUCCGGUCAAGGUGCUCAAAAUAGUCCGUACCAACUUCGAAGAAAAUCUCUGUUACCGAAGAGAACAGCUUGUCCAACAAAGACUAACAUGGAGGGUGCUUCCACGUCAACAACAGAAAACUUUGGGCAUCGGGCAAAACGUGCCAGAGUGUCGGGAAAAUCACAAGAUUUGCCUGUCACCCCGGCGGAGCAGUACCUGCAGGUCAAGCUUCCGGACGAGGUGGUCCUAAAAAUCUUCUCCUAUCUGUUGGAGCAGGACCUGUGUCGAGCGGCCUGUGUGUGUAAACGAUUUAGUGAAUUAGCCAAUGACCCCAUCCUCUGGAAGAGACUCUACAUGGAGGUUUUCGAGUACACGCGUCCCAUGAUGCACCCCGAGUCUGGAAAGUUCUACCAGAUCAACCCAGAGGAGUAUGAACAGCCCAAUCCCUGGAAGGAGAGCUUCCAGCAACUGUAUAAAGGUGCUCAUGUGAAGCCUGGCUUCGCAGAACAUUUCUACAGUAACCCGGCCAGAUACAAGGGACGAGAAAACAUGCUGUAUUAUGACACCAUUGAAGACGCUCUGGGAGGGGUUCAGGAAGCCCACUUUGACGGUUUGAUAUUUGUCCACUCUGGCAUCUACACAGAUGAAUGGAUCUACAUCGAGUCGCCCAUCACGAUGAUUGGUGCUGCUCCGGGGAAAGUAGCGGAUAAAGUCAUCAUCGAGAACACUAGAGAUUCAACGUUUGUGUUCAUGGAGGGGUCAGAGGACGCGUAUGUAGGAUAUAUGACAAUAAAGUUCAAUCCUGAUGACAAAUCAGCUCAACAUCACAACGCUCAUCACUGCCUGGAGAUCACCGUCAACUGCAGCCCCAUCAUUGACCACUGCAUCAUCCGCAGUACCUGCACAGUGGGCUCUGCGGUGUGUGUCAGCGGCCAGGGAGCGUCACCCACCAUCAAACACUGUAACAUCAGUGACUGUGAGAAUGUAGGGCUCUAUAUCACGGACCACGCGCAGGGCAUUUACGAAGACAACGAGAUAUCCAAUAAUGCUCUAGCAGGGAUCUGGGUGAAAAACCACGGCAAUCCCAUCAUCAGACGGAACCACAUCCAUCACGGCAGAGAUGUCGGGGUGUUCACGUUUGACCAUGGCAUGGGCUACUUUGAAAGCUGCAACAUCCACAGGAACCGGAUAGCAGGUUUCGAGGUGAAGGCGUAUGCUAACCCUACAGUAGUGCGCUGCGAGAUCCAUCACGGACAGACGGGCGGCAUCUACGUGCACGAGAAGGGCCGAGGCCAGUUCAUCGAGAACAAGAUCUAUGCAAACAACUUUGCGGGUGUGUGGAUUACCUCAAACAGCGACCCCACGAUCAGGGGUAACGCCAUAUUUAAUGGCAACCAGGGUGGUGUUUACAUAUUCGGCGACGGCCGAGGUCUCAUCGAAGGGAACGACAUCUAUGGCAACGCUUUAGCUGGAAUCCAGAUCCGGACCAACAGCUGUCCGAUCGUCCGGCACAACAAGAUCCACGACGGACAGCAUGGAGGCAUCUAUGUGCAUGAGAAGGGUCAGGGUGUGAUCGAGGAGAACGAGGUGUACAGCAACACGCUGGCCGGUGUGUGGGUGACCACGGGCAGCACACCUGUGCUCCGCAGAAACAGGAUACACAGUGGAAAACAGGUGGGCGUUUAUUUCUAUGAUAAUGGUCACGGGGUGCUAGAAGACAACGACAUCUAUAACCACAUGUACUCUGGAGUUCAGAUCAGAACUGGCAGCAAUCCCAAAAUUAGGAGGAAUAAGAUCUGGGGUGGACAAAAUGGAGGAAUUCUUGUUUACAAUUCAGGUUUAGGCUUUAUUGAAGACAACGAGAUCUUUGACAACGCCAUGGCUGGGGUUUGGAUUAAGACCGACAGCAAUCCCACACUCCGCAGGAACAAGAUCCACGACGGGAGGGACGGAGGAAUCUGUAUAUUCAAUGGAGGACGAGGGUUGCUGGAAGAGAACGAUAUCUUCAGGAACGCCCAGGCGGGAGUCCUCAUUAGCACUAACAGUCACCCUGUGCUGCGCAAGAACAGGAUAUUCGACGGAUUUGCUGCUGGUAUUGAGAUCACAAAUCAUGCAACGGCGACUUUAGAAGGCAAUCAGAUUUUCAACAACCGCUUCGGUGGGUUGUUUCUCGCAUCUGGCGUCAACGUCACAAUGAAAGACAACAAAAUCAUGAACAAUCAGGAUGCCAUUGAGAAAGCGGUGAGCAGAGGUCAGUGCCUGUACAAGAUUUCCAGUUACACCAGCUAUCCAAUGCACGAUUUUUACAGGUGUCACACCUGUAACACCACAGACCGCAACGCCAUCUGUGUGAACUGCAUCAAGAAAUGCCAUCAAGGGCACGACGUAGAAUUUAUUAGACAUGAUAGGUUUUUCUGUGACUGCGGCGCAGGGACGUUGUCAAACCCGUGCACACUAGCCGGAGAGCCGACUCACGACACAGACACGCUGUACGAUUCGGCCCCUCCUAUAGAGUCCAACACGCUGCAGCACAACUGAAGCAGAGCGCCGGCCCGUCCCGACCUACAGACUCUGUGUGCUCAGUCCAGUGCAGAUGAGAUUACACGCUAGAAAUAAUUCAAUUUUAUUAAAAAAGAAAAAAAGAAGAAACUCUUUAAAAAAAGAAAGCAUUGUGUAAACGUGGACAGAGGAAACAUUUCUAUUUAACAAAUGCAAACACACAGUCGCUCUGCGAUCCUGUUUCUCCCUACUGUUGUUUGCAAGCGGUUGCGAUGCUCUCGGAUCACGCGCCGGGAUUCGGGAAGGUGGCGACUCAGGAUUUGUGGGAUGACGGAUGGUAAACGAGGACGGUGAAGCGUGUGGCUUGAGCCACGCACGAGAGAAACGGACCUAGAGCGAAUAGACUCACAAUGCUUCCCAUGAUGCACCUGUUCUCCAAGCAGCCGUCACCGCACUCUUGUAUAUGUACGGGGAAAAAAAAUGACCCAGCACUUCAGUUUUGGUUGUUUUUUUUAAAGACGUUAUUGAGGUUUGAUUUUAAUGCUUUCUCAUGUAGUUUUGUAUUUUCAAGCAAAAAUCUUAAAUGUACUUGAAUGUCUUUUUAUUUUAUUAAGUAUAUUAAUUUUGGGGUUGUUUAUACCUUAGAUUGCUGUAUUUGUUCUCAUGUCGCAGGAUGUAUGUUCUUUCUGUGAAAGAGAUUUGAGGAUGAAAAAAAAAAAAGAGAAAGAAACACUAAGUAUUCUCCAGCAAUGUGUUGAGUGUGAAAGGAAAGCGUCCAAGUGGGAAUGAUUUGGCCCAAGUGAUUUAAAUGUUAAUCCCCGCCCCUUUAUCCUGAUUGGAUGACAUCAGGAUAGAUUCAAAAAAGGUUACGCAAGACACCAGACUUGUGAAAGCAUAGCGUUCUCGCGCCAUUUCACUCCGAGUGAGUUGACGUGCGAGAGGAAGUGACAUUGCUGGAGAUUUUUAAGAGGCUUCUUGCUUAUUUGAAGCUCUGAGGAAUAUCUGUACAGCUUUUUUUGUGCUUUCCCCCCCCCUCCAUCCAACUGUAUUUGGUGACCGUGGGUUCUCAUACAGCCUGAAUUGUAUGCAUGUUCCAUGACAUCUAGACUUAAUAUAUUGUGAAGUACUCAAUAACCAUUAUGUAGCUGGUAGUAAUUAAUCAAAAGUUUAAUUUCCUAGUCAAAGAGGAACGUGUUACAUUUUUAAAAAUAAACUUUAUUAGAUCA
Messenger RNA from Megalobrama amblycephala (Wuchang bream), 4064 nucleotides. RefSeq names its product F-box protein 11a (gene fbxo11a). The transcript has 22 exons. Gene Ontology annotation, biological process: protein ubiquitination; ubiquitin-dependent protein catabolic process; regulation of apoptotic process. Bases 238 to 2877 code for a protein of 879 amino acids. Lineage: Eukaryota; Metazoa; Chordata; Actinopteri; Cypriniformes; Xenocyprididae. The record is from RefSeq and is a predicted model, not a curated record. Gene Ontology annotation, molecular function: zinc ion binding; protein binding.